This is a messenger RNA of Coregonus sp. 'balchen', 8508 nucleotides long. The record is from the annotation of a GenBank genome assembly. NCBI's taxonomy places the organism in Eukaryota, Metazoa, Chordata, Actinopteri, Salmoniformes, Salmonidae.
AUGCCCAGGAACCCCUGUCUGAUCUGUUGCAGUGGCCCCGGUUAGUUGAAGAAUACAACGUGAGGUCAUUCUUAAUGAUGGAGCAACCGUUCUAUUCUGCCUUAUCCCUUGGUGGUGUUGUGAGAGCAUUAGUCCAGAUGUAUAGGAGUCUCGUGACUCUUGUCAAUGAAAAAUGAAGACUUUUUGGUGUUGUUUUCCCACAGGCAUGCUGGUGGUGAAUGUGACCUGGAGAAACAAGAGCUACGUCGGCACCCUGUUGGACUGUACUCGACACGAUUGGGCACCUCCCAGGUAAGCACAUCGCCACCAUUUAUUAGUUCUCUCCACUUUCAUUCUAGACUGUUCACAUUUUUAGGGUACUUUGUCUCUUUAAACAUUCAUUGGAUUCAACUGAACAUUUUGAAAUCGGGUAUCGGCGUUAGGCAUACGGCUUCCGUAUACUGAAUUGUAAUUGAAAAAUGGUCGCUGGCCAUAAUCUUUCCACAGUACCAUAAGUCUUGUACUUAGUAGUGUUUGAUGUCAAAUAUGAGCAUUUCCAGGGGCCAUCAAACAUCAGAUACUCAAUUUAAAACAAAUCAUUUACCCUUCUAGCACUUGGUCUCUCACCUUUCCUCCGAUAUGAAUCUGCCCAUCUGCCAUCUAUAUCACGCUAGCUGUUGGAUGUUAGUCCUCACCUCCCGUCUCUAGGGGGGCAGCAGUGCUUGCCUAUCCACUGUAGUCUUUAUCUUGGGCUCGGAGAUACGUUCUGCAAACUGCUGACGUCCCGAGAGGACGUGAUAGAAAUAGAAUCGUCCACCAAGCCAGAUUGCCGGAUCCAAUUAUUGCGCUAAUAGCUUUUCCCAACACUGUAUCACAUUCUCCAGUGCCGUGGUGGGACCAGAACGCCUAUCAGCAGCAUUGUCUCAGCACUGGCUCAUUUUCUCAUGCUCUUUAAUUCCUGAAAUCCCCAUCUCAUUUAACUACCGCAGAGAGUUUAGCUUAAAUUUUUUGAUAAGACCAUACCACUCAAGCUCUGCACAGCCACAUCCACCUUUAGUCAAAACGUCUCACUGUGUACUAGGAGACGUGGGAGAAUGACAGUGUGUUCUAUCACUUUUAUCCUGCGACAGACUGGCUUUCAGAAUUGCAUUGUAGCUGGGCUUACUGUGACAGUUUGAUUUGAAGGCUCUCAGCAAAGUAACAGCUCAACAAACUUUCAGGAAACCAAAUCCACCUUCUCUCCAGCUCCACGAUGAGUAAUGAGUCUGUAUUCCUCCAUCUCCGUGGGCCUACGGAUUUACUCUCAUCCCCUGCUGCUGGUGAAAUAGUUUGGAGUGGUUGGAGGGGGGAAGUUAUGAGUCAUCCCGGGCACCGGUGUCUUUGUCACAGACUGUUAACCUUCACUGCUGGGAUAAUUACAUUAUUAUCAAAGAGACAUGGGGCCCAACUCUAUUUUAGGGAUGGGAAUUAUGCCACUUAUUAUUUGCCAGGCAGGUACACUACAUGACCAAAAGUAUGGGCAUUAAUAUGGAGUUGGUCCCCUCUUUGCUACUAUAACAUCCUCCACUAUUCGGGGAAGGCUUGCCACUAGAUGUUGGAACAUUGCUGUGGUGGGGACUUGCUUCCAUUCAGCCACGAGCAUUAGUGAGGUCGGGCACUGAUGUAGGGCGAUUAGGUCUGGCUCGCAGUCGACGUUCCAAUUCAUCCCAAAGGUGUUCGAUGGGGUUAAGGUCAGGGCUCUGUGCAGGCCAGUCAAGUUCUUCCACACCGAUCUCGACAAACCAUUUCUGUAUGGACCUCGCUUUGUGCACAGUGCAUUGUCAUUCUGAAACAGGAAAGGGCCUUCCCCAAACUGUUGCCACAAAGUUGGAAGCACAGAAUUGUCUAGAAUGUCAUUGUACAGUCGUGGUCAAAAGUUUUGAGAAUGACACAAGUAUUGGUCUUCACAAAGUUUGCUGCUUCAGUGUUUUUAGAUAUUUUUUGUCAUUUGUUACUAUGGUAUACUGAAGUAUAUUACAAGCAUUCCAUAAGUGUCAAAGGCUUUUAUUGACAAUUACAUUAAGUUUAUGCAAAGAGUCAAUAUUUGCAGUGUUGACCCUUCUUUUUCAAGACCUCUGCAAUCCGCCCUGGCAUGCUGUCAAUUAACUUCUGGGCCACAUCCUGACUGAUGGCAGCCCAUUCUUGCAUAAUCAAUGCUUGGAGUUUGUCAGAAUUUGUGGGUUUUUGUUUGUCCACCCGCCUCUUGAGGAUUGACCACAAGUUCUCAAUGAGAUUAAGGUCUGGGGAGUUUCCUGGCCGUGGACCCAAAAUGUUGAUGUUUUGUUCCCCGAGCCACUUAGUUAUCACUUUUGCCUUAUGGCAAGGUGCUCCAUCAUGCUGUAAAAGGCAUUGUUUGUCACCAAACUGUUCUUGGAUGGUUGGGAGAAGUUGCUCUCGGAGGAUGUGUUGGUACCAUUCUUUAUUCAUGGCUGUGUUCUUAGGCAAAAUUGUGAGUGAGCCCACUCCCUUGGCUGAGAAGCAACCCCACACAUGAAUGGUCUCAGGAUGCUUUACUGUUGGCAUGACACAGGACUGAUGGUAGCGCUCACCUUGUCUUCUCCGGACAAGCUUUUUUCCGGAUGCCCCAAACAAUCGGAAAGGAGAUUCAUCAGAGAAAAUUACUUUACCCCAGUCCUCAGCAGUCCAAUCCCUGUACCUUUUGCAGAAUAUCAGUCUGUCCCUGAUGUUUUUCCUGGAGAGAAGUGGCUUCCUCGCUGCCUUUCUUGACACCAGGGCCAUCCUCCAAAAGUAUUUGCCUCACUGUGCGUGCAGAUGCACUCAUACCUGCCUGCUGCCAUUCCUGAGCAAGCUCUGCACUGGUGGUGCCCCGAUCCUGCAGCUGAAUCAACUUUAGGAGACGGUCCUGGCGCUUGCUGGACUUUCUUGGGCGCCCUGAAGCCUUCUUCACAACAAUUGAACCUCUCUCCUUGAAGUUCUUGAUGAUCCGAUAAAUGGUUGAUUUAGGUGCAAUCUUAGUAGCAGCAAUAUCCUUGCCAGUGAAGCCCUUUUUGUGAUGACGGCACGUGUUUCCUUGCAGGUAACCAUGGUUAACAGAGGAAGAACAAUGAUUUCAAGCACCACCCUCCUUUUAAAGCUUCCAGUCUGUUAUUCUAACUCAAUCAGCAUGACAGAGUGAUCUCCAGCCUUGUCCUCGUCAACACUCUCACCUGUGUUAAGGAGAGAAUCACUGACAUAAUGUCAGCUGGUCCUUUUGUGGCAGGGCUGAAAUGCAGUGGAGAUAUUUUGGGGGGGGUUAAGUUCAUUUUCAUGGCAAAGAGGGACUUUGCAAUUAAUUGCAAUUCAUCUAAUCACUCUUCAUAACAUUCUGGAGUAUAUGCAAAGGACGUUGGACUGUCAGAUGGUGAACCGUGAUUCAUCACUCCAGAGAACGCGUUUCCACUGCUCCAGAGUCCAAUGGCGGCGAGCUUUACACCACUCCAGCCGACACUUGCCAUUGUGCAUGGUGAUCUUAGGCUUGUGUGCGGCUGCACGGCCAUGGAAACCCAUUUUGUGAAGCUCCCAAUGAACAGUUAUUGUGCUGACGUUGCUUCCAGAGGCAGUUUGGAACUCUGUAGUGAGGGUUGCAACCUUUUUUACGCGCUUCAGCACUCGGCGGUCCCGUUCUGUGAGCUUGUGUGGCCUACCACUUCGUGGCUGAGCCGUUGUUGCUCCUAGACUUUUCCACUUCACAAUAACAGCACUUACAGUUGACCGGGGAAGCUCUUGCAGGGCUGAAAUUUGACGAACUGACUUGUUGGAAAGGUGGCAUCCUAUGACGGUGCCACAUUGAAAGUCACUGUGCACUUCAGUAAGGCCAUUUUACUGCCAUGGUUUGUCCAUGGAGAUUGCAUGGCUGUGUGCUCGAUUUUAUACACCUGUCAGCAAUGGGUGUGGCGGAAAUAGCCGAAUCCACUAAUUUGAAGGGGUGUCCACAUACUUUCAAAUAUAUAGUGUAGAUGUUCACUCUUUCUUCUGCAACUAAUGUUCACUCAUUAUUUGGUUAAAACAGAAAAGGAAUUUCACCCUAUAUUUUUUGUGUAAGGCUUGAUGUUACAGACCCAAUUUAAUGUUGUCUAAUCUAGAAAUGUAGAAUUUGAGCAUUACUUUGGAGCAUAUCAUUAACCAGGUUUCCAUCCAAACAUUUAAUGCGAUUGAAUUACCUGACGCAUGAAAAAAGUCACAACCGGGCUGAUGGAAACAGGAUGUGCCGGUACAAUUUUAUAAACGGCGACAGACUAUUUGUUCACUCGACAUGGUGGAGUCUUUUUGUGUCGGUAAAAUUGAUUAUGCGAGAAAUGGCGGUGGAUACGCCUUUAUGCGCAAAUAUUGAUGUAAUAACCAUCAUAUCGAAAUAAACGUAUGUUGUGUGGUCCUCCCAUUACGACUCGGGGAAAGCAUGCAGUUUAUUAGGCUACAGAUGAAUUUAAAAUGAUGAUGAACUUCACAGGGUGGUGAAAGUGCAAGGUGAAAAGGUUGAUGCUCCUUUCCAAUAAAUAUCAAGGGUCUUAUUCUGAUGACAUGAUGAUCGAUGCUUGGCUGCCGUUUUGACAAAUACAAAUAAUAAUCUGGUAAUGUGGGUAGCCGACCCACACUGUUGGGUAAAGUGCACGUGCCAAGAUCAGAGUGGGCACCCUCGCUAUAUAACCAACAGUUUUUGUGACAAAAGUUAUUUUUAUGUGCACUAUGUCAUCACGCACAGCCUUUUAUCCGCAACAAGUCAUUUUGAUGGAAACGCAUCUCUGGUGGUAAAUGCGCAUAUUGUUUUAUGGCGAUCUUAAAAUAUUCUCAUCAAAAUCUGUUGCAAAUUGGAUGGAACCUAGCUAUUUAGUGUAAUUUUGUAUUCUGCCUACAUUUCUGUCAGUCAACCCUUUUUAAAUGACAUUUAGUCUUUGGCAUGCAUAAUGUAAUUUGCUAACGUCUACGUCCUCUUGUCUGCUCAGGUUCUGUGAGUCCCCCACCAGUGACUUGGAGAUGAGGAAGGGCCGGGGCAAGAGGAUGAGACCCAACAGCAACACACCCGUCAACGAGAACAGCAACUCCUCGGACAACAAGGGCAGCGGCACCAGCAAGACGCGUGCUGCCAACAACAACAACAGCAAGGGCCGGCGGGGCAGCCAGACGUCGUCAGAGCGCCGCACGCCGCCCAACAGCAACACAGAGGACGUCAAGGCCAGCCCCUCGUCAGCCAGCAAGCGCAAGUCCAAACCCGCCUCCGACAUGGAGCCCAACUCCAGCUCUGAGGACACCAAAGGCAACAAGCGCAUGCGCACCAACUCCAACAGCGGAGGAGGAGGGGUGCCUCCUCCAAUCCUUCCCCCCGUCCCCUCUGUUAAAACUGAGCCCCAGCCCCCGACGCUCGACCGCAACUGCCCCUCGCCGGUCCUCAUCGACUGCCCGCACCCCGGCUGCAACAAGAAGUACAAGCACAUCAACGGACUCAAGUACCACCAGGCACGCGCCCACAACGACGACGAGGACAUCAAGCUGGACCUGGAUGGGGACAGUGAGUACGGGGAGGACUCCACGCUUCACCCUGAGCCGGGGAACUGCAACGGGGCCUCCAGCUCUCACAAAGGCUGCCUGUCUCCUGCACGGUCCGUCACCCCCAAAGGCAGGGGUUUUGACUGCCAGAGUCCGUCCCCUUCCCCGGGCAAGUUUAGUUCCAAACAGAGUAAAAAGAAGGGUGGUGACGCUGACCCUGAAGCAAGCGGCACGCCAAUGGAAGGCUGCGACGACGCGCCCUGUCUCACCGACGAGGCCAGCAAUGACGGCAUGGAAAAGUCCAAGUCUCACAAAAAGUCCAAGACCGACAAACCUUCUCAGAAGAACAUGAAGUCAUCAUCCCGGCCCGUACCCCCAGGGAGCUUAGCCUCCCAGCAGCUCUACUCCCUGCAGGCCUCCUCUUUCCCUGCAGGGGGGAACCCCAAUGCCUCCUUAGGGAUGCCCCCUAUGAUGCAGGGUGUCCCCAAAAGCCCCCAGAUGAAGGGCGCCCAGCCCCCCAAACCCCCCGCCGCGAUGGGAGACCCUGCCGCUCUGAACCCUGCUUCCGGUGCUUCAAAAGAGAAGAAGAAGAAGGAGAAGAAGAAGAAAGAGAGUGGGAAGGAGGCAGACAGUCCCAAGCCUCUGGGGAAAGGGGGGAAACCAGAGGAGGGCAAGAGCCCCUACUCUGAGUCCUCGGAGCCGGGCAAAGGAGACGGGCUCCUUAACGGCUCCUCGGACCCCCACCAGAGCCGUCUGGCAAGCAUCAAGGCCGAGGCGGAUAAGAUCUACAGCUUCACCGACAACGCCCCCAGUCUGUCCAUAGGGGUGGCCAGCCGGAUAGACGGCACGGGAAUGCCUCAGCCCCUCACGCCCCUCCACGUGGUCACCCAGAAUGGUGGCGGAGCCGACAACUCCUCGGUCAAGACCAACAGCCCGGCGUACUCGGACAUCUCAGACGCAGGGGAGGACGGCGAGGGCAGACUAGUGGAAGGGGUGAAGGUCAAGGUGGAGGACCAAGGCAUCAGAGAAGGAGCCAAGAAAGCCCUGUUCCCCAACCAGACGCCCAACAAGGAGUCUCCGUACUACGCCGGCUACGAGGCCUACUACUCACCCAACUACACCUGCCCCAGCCCCGGUGCCGCCAACCCGGGCAUGCCGCACAGCGAAAGUCCGGUGGUGAAAGUGAAGCGUGAGGACGACCAGGAGCAUGUGGAGGACAAGGUCAAAGUGGAGCCUCACGAAGAGCGCAAACUCGAGAUGAACGCCUCCAGUCAACAACAUCAUCAUCAACAACAACAACAACAACAACAACAACAACAACAGCAGCAGCAGUCAGUCAUUCAACAGCGCUCCAACAUGUACAUGCAGCCUCUCUACUACAACCAGUACGCCUACGUUCCCCCGUACGCCUACCACCCGGACCAGGCCUACCACAACCACCUGCUCAACACCAACCCGGCCUACCGGCAGCAGUACGAGGAGCGCCAGCGCCAGGUGCUCUCCGAGCAGCACCGGGCGGCAGUGGCGGAGAAGAAGAGCUCUGACGUGGCGGCCAUGAAGGAACGCGAGGCCUCCAUGAAGGAGGAGUGGAAGCAGAAGGCCUCUGGGCCGCCCACUCUCUCAAAGGCGCCCAGCAAAACAGACAGCCUGGCCAACAAGACCCAACAGAACCAGGGUAAGACCAGAGACUCUCCCUCGGAGCCCUCCAAGGCCUCUGCCACAGGCCUGAAAGGAGAGGUAUCCAAGUCCGAGGGGCUGAAGAUGAAGCUGAGCGAAGGGGGGCACCAUGGGAAGGAGGACUCCAAGCCAGGACUGGACACCAGAGCGGGGAUAGAACAAGCCAUGUGGUACAGACAGGUAAAAAGAAAAAACUAUUAUAUUUCAUACUUGUAUGUGUUCUUAUAUUCUAUUAUUUGUACAUAUUUUAUGUGAAUUAAUGCAGUGUAAUGUGGUGAUUGACGUUAAUUUUAGAUCAUGUUUAGAUCACUUGUAGCCCUUCUAGAGAGUUGUGUAGUUGUUUGGGAGAGGAAGCCCUGAGUUAACUCCUUCCCACCUUCUGUCACCCCAAGCAGACCCAGCAGGAGGACGAGCUCCAGCAGCAACAACCACCGCGGUGGAAAGACGAGCGAGACAGAGAGCGAGAGCGGGACCGUAAAGGAAAGGAUGACAGGCCCAGCAGGCCCAAGGAGAGUGGUGGUCCCAAAGAGGAGGAUGGCGCUGGUCCCAAAGAGGGCACAGACCCCCGAACGUCUUCCACUGAGGACCACCGGGCCAUGGGCAAAGACCCUCGCGCCAAUGCCCACAUGCAGUUCUCCUCGGCCCUGGCGCAGCAUCAGGGAUACAUGCCCUACAUGCAUGGUUACCCUUAUGGGCAGGGCUAUGACCCCAGCCACCCCGGGUACAGAGGCAUGCCCACGGUCAUGAUGCACAACUACCCAGGUAACCAGAUCAACUAUUGGUAUAGAAAGGAACCACUUGGGGGAAAGCGCAUUUGCCCAAAAAAUCUCUAUACACUAUACAAUGUUUUAAAUAUUAAGCCAUAAAUGGAAUUAACACAAUGACCUGUCCCCCCCCCUGUUAGGUUCCCCCUACCUGCCCGCAGGCUACCCGUUCUCACCUUACGGCGGCAAGAUGGCCGGAGGUGAGGAGGAGGCGAGGGGAGGUGACAAGUCGCGCGCCAGCCCCACGGUGAGCAGCAAAGCGGUGGACUCCAAGGCCCUGGACAUCCUGCAGCAGCACGCCAGCCAGUACAAGAGCAAGUCCCCCACAGUGGGCGACAAGCCGUCCCAUGAGAGGGACAGGGGAGAGAGGACUGGCGGGGAGAGGGAACGAGAGAGGGACAUGGAGCGGCCACGCUCCUCGCCCUCCCAGCGCAUCAUGCCCUCCCAUCACCACCUGGGCUACCCGCUGCUCUCGGGCCAGUAUGAUCUGUCCUGCACCACAGGUCAGCCUCAGCCAAUCACCACUCUCACUGUUAUGACUGGCGGGGUUCUCAGAAACCCUGACUGA